Molecule: messenger RNA, 1888 nt
Organism: Corythoichthys intestinalis (scribbled pipefish)
Lineage: Eukaryota; Metazoa; Chordata; Actinopteri; Syngnathiformes; Syngnathidae
Gene: atf7ip2
Product: activating transcription factor 7 interacting protein 2
Exons: 14
Coding region: 209-1324 (371 amino acids)
Biological process (GO): regulation of DNA-templated transcription
Cellular component (GO): nucleus; transcription regulator complex
Molecular function (GO): transcription coregulator activity; protein binding
Source: RefSeq, a predicted model, not a curated record
UGUGCCUACUGUUAACGCUAAAAAGGAAGUGACGUUAUUGUGCGCACGCGCAGUAGCAAACUAGUGAUACGGUAGCCCAUCACUAUCAGGUGGUGAGUAGUGAAACUCACUAUUCUGCGACGUCAUCCACCAGUCGUUGUGGAUUCGUUCAAAAGGUUUUUCUGUUGGCCAGUACCAUCUUGCCUUCUUUCAUCGCCCCAUACUGCAAAUGCAAAGAAUGAACCGGCCUCAUCCCCAGUCAGAUUCUUCAGGAAUCUGUGUUGAGAAGGUCAAGUUUCCCCUGUCUGAACUUAGGAUGCUGGUGAAGGAGGAGGUCAAGAAUGCAGUGAAACAGAAUAAUACCAAGCUGCAGGUUUUAGCCGAAACUGUUCAACAGCUUCAACGUGACAUGGAUUAUGAAGGCUCCAUCCAAACACUUGAGGCACGCGUUGAGAAAAUCACACACAGAGCCGAAAGAGCGCUCUCUGCUUUGAAGUCCGAGAAAAAGUGUCGUCGUUUGCUGACAUCCUUUGUCGACGACGAAGUCGUCAUCAUAGAUGGUGAAGAUGAAACCAGGCCACAGAAAAAAUAUAAGAGAAGAAAAAGUAAGACAAAUGUGGAUAUCACAGAGGCUACUAUAGAGGAGUUGAAUGCACAAAAAGAAGCUGUAAUGAAUGCCUUAAAAAACCUAUGCAGGAUGGCACCUACUCCUCGACCUCUUACUCCUGAGAGUGAGCCACGGACUACACAAAUGAAAGAAUCCGUCUUUCCCUGCCAUAGCAGCAGCCCUCCUCACAAAAAUCCAGCUGUAAAGAGCACCUCAGCUGACAUAUGUAAAACCGAGCCACUUCCUGCUCCUGUCAGUGAGCCAGCCACCUUGCAGAUUAAAGAAUCAGUCUCUCAGUGCUGUAGCAACGACUCUCUGCAAGCAAAUCCACGGAAGAAGGAACCUUCGUAUCCUCCUCUACCCAUAAACCCUUUCCCGUCAAACCUGCCCAUGGAGGCUUUGUCGUACAACAUCCCCCCAAAAUUGACCGUCUCCCUGGCUCUCAUCAAGCUGCCGCCGAGUCUCUCAGUGAUGUGGACUGGAAAUGAAAAUGAGCUGUCUCUACCACCAAUGGAAAACUACAGCGUCUUCUUGACCGUGGAAAAAAUCAAGGGAAGCGGAGUUUUCCCAGAAUGGAGACUGUUGGGCAACGUGGCUGCGAAAUCUCUGCCUCAGUACAUUACCAUCACCAAGUACAAACCAGGGUACAAGCUGUGUGUUGCCGUGGUGGGCAAAGACAGUUUUGGACGGUAUGGACCCUAUAGUGAUGUUGUAAACGCAGUCCUACCUCAAUUGUAGCCAAACCAGCAUGUAGUCAAAAUACACCACAUCUGAGUUACUUGUGUCUGUUGUGUGCGGACUGCCAGGAUAUGAUGAAGUAUUUAUUACCAUCAGUAUUGUGUGACUGUUUUGUUUUUUUGUUUUGCCAGCUAGCUUGCUUUUUAAGGUAAAUGUUAAACACUAUUGGUUAAAGCAGAUGUGUCAAACCUGUUUUAGUCCAGGGGCCACAGUCAUCCCAGUUUGAUCUCAAGCGGGCUGGACCAGUAUAUUGGUGGCUUAAUAAGCCAUAAAUGACGGCAGUUCAAAGUUUUAUCAAAUUAGUUCGUUUUUUGGUUCCAAGAAGGACAACUCUAUUUGGAAUAUAUUCAUACGUAUUGUUGCAAGGUUUGUAUGAAAUCAUAAGAAGAAUCGUAAAAGGGGGUAAGGUUUCUAAAAACCACGGUGCCAGUUGGAUGCCCCUGGUUCAGUAGAAAGCCCCUUUGCAAAUAUUCUUUUUGCAGUUAUAUCACUCAGCACUUCUGAUCCUUUUUGACAGGUCUUGAAUUUUUAUUGACAUGACAGCCCACAAAAGCAAACAUCUGG